AUGUCAGAUUGUAUGUACUUCACUACAGAUGUGAUGGUUAAACAGGACGGUGCAGGUACUACGAAGGUUUCUCUGGUGGUUGACGAUAAUGGAGUCCACAUACAUCGCAUGGACGGUACCCCCUGCGUCAACAUCAUUUACCAAGAAAUAACCUCAAUCGACCACAGGCGCGAUGCCAAGGACUUGAUGGGCGAGAAGAAUUUCUUGGCCUUCCGAUUGAGAGACAGCACUUCAAUAAUAGUGAGCUCUGCAGAUACCAGGCUCAUUAAGAACGAUGUCAUGAAGCGUGUCGGGCCCAAACUGACAGUUGGGUCCGUUCUGCGCAACUAUAGCAAAGAUAACAUCACGGAAGCUUAAUUCUUCGAGUCUUAGCGUAUAUAUAUAUAUAU
Sphaeroforma arctica JP610 is the source of this 389-nucleotide messenger RNA. RefSeq lists its product as hypothetical. The record is from RefSeq and is a predicted model, not a curated record. The transcript has 3 exons. NCBI's taxonomy places the organism in Eukaryota, Ichthyosporea, Ichthyophonida. The coding region runs from base 1 to 357 and encodes 118 amino acids.